AAUUCCCAAAAGUUGUUCUCUUAUUUUUUCAGAACAAAGAACAAAAAAGUUGUUGUGUAUGAAGCUUUUCUGAAUAUAUAUAUCAAUUGCCAUUUUCUCCUUAGUACUAAAUAAAAAAAAUGGAGUUCCCUUGGUAUUCUGUUGUUGUUCCUCUGUUUGUUUUCCUUUUCUUUCUUCAUAACUGCUUAUUUACCAUUUUUAAUAAUAACAAAAAAUUGCCACCAUCUCCAAGAAAGCUCCCAAUCAUAGGAAAUUUGCAUCAACUUGGGUUGCAUCCUCACCGUUCUCUCCAUAAACUAUCGGAAAAAUAUGGUCCAGUCAUGCUACUUCACUUGGGCAGUAAGCCAGUUGUUGUUGCUUCCUCUGUCGAUGCUGCUCGCGAUAUCUUGAAAACUCAUGAUCUCGUAUGGUCAACCAGACCAAAAUCUAGCAUCGCUGACGGACUCUUUUAUGGAUCCAAAGGUGUGGCCUCUAGUAAUUAUAGUGAAUACUGGAGACAAGUUAGAAGUGUCAUCGUGCUUCACCUUCUCAGCAACAAAAGAGUCCAAUCUUUUCGUGAUAUCAGAGAAGAAGAAGUAUCAAACAUGAUUGAUGAAAUCAGGAAAAGGUGUACUCGUUCUUCGAAUUCAGUGAUAGAUAUGAGAGAUGUUUUAAGUUGUAUGACUAGUACCAUAAUCAGUAGAGUGACCAUAGGAAGGACAUACAAUGAAGGGGAAACUGGAAUAGCUGUUAAGGGUCUCAUAGAAGAACUUCUUGCACUUUUAGGUACUUUUAACAUUGGGGAGUAUAUUCCAUGGCUUAUAUGGCUCAAUAAAAUCAAUGGUCUAGACAACAGAGAGAAGAAAGUAGCUAAAGAUUUGGAUGCAUUUCUAGACAGCGUGAUUGAAGAACGCUUGAUUAGAAACAACAAAGGAGAAUAUAAUAGAACGGGUGAAGCUAAAGAUUUCGUGGAUGUUUUGCUGGAAAUUCAGAAUGGAAAGGAAACUGGCUUUCCUCUUCAAAGGGAUUCAUUGAAAGCUAUUCUCUUGGACUCAUUUAUUGGUGGCGUGGAUUCAAUGUAUACAACUUUAGAGUGGAUAAUGAUAGAGCUUUUAAGGAAUCCAAGAGCCAUGGAGAAAUUACAGAAUGAAGUGCGAGGAUUAGUCCAAGGGAAAGCAGAGAUAACAGAAGAUGACUUAGGAAAUAUGCAGUAUCUGAAAGCAGUGAUCAAAGAGAGUCUCAGGCUUAAUCCACCGUUUCCAAUACCAGUUCCACGAGAAUCAAUGGAAGACGUAAAAUUACUAAACUAUGACAUACCUGCUAAAACUCAAGUUCUUAUUAAUGUUUGGGCAAUCGGAAGAGACCCAUUAUUAUGGGAUGAACCAGAGGAGUACCAGCCUGAGAGAUUCUUGAAUAGUGAUAUUGAUUUCAAAGGACUAAACUUUGAGUUGAUUCCGUUCGGAGCUGGCAGGAGGGGUUGCCCAGGAAUUCCUUUUUCUAAUGUGAUAAUUGAGCUAGCAUUAGCACGGCUUGUGCACAAAUUCAAUUUUACAUUACCACAAGGAAUGAAAAAAGAGGAUUUGGAUAUGAGUGAAUGCACUGGCAUCUCCAUUCGCAGGAAAUUACCUUUACUAGCAGUGGCAACUCCGUGCGGUAUAUAGUUUUUUUUUCUCCUUCCAUUUCUUAUUAUGCCAUAAAAUAUAUUAAGUACUAAACUACUAACAAUUCGAAACCCACUGGAAAGGGCAUUGCAAGAGAAUUCAAUGUAUGUAUGAAGUGUACUAGUUGCCUCAUUU
Messenger RNA from Solanum pennellii, 1775 nucleotides. Its product is annotated as cytochrome P450 71A4-like. The coding region runs from base 120 to 1640 and encodes 506 amino acids. The record is from RefSeq and is a predicted model, not a curated record. Lineage: Eukaryota; Viridiplantae; Streptophyta; Magnoliopsida; Solanales; Solanaceae. Gene Ontology annotation, molecular function: monooxygenase activity; heme binding; iron ion binding. The transcript is spliced from 2 exons.